AUGGCAAAAAGAAACACCAAGUUUCAUGGGUCUUUUCCAGAGCGAAAUGACGUUAUCGGGAUCAGGCAAGGCCACCGGGAUACAAAGUUCCACGGAGCUUCACCGUUUUUAAAUACGCUCCAAUCGAUACAGGAAUACCCGAUAGAUGCACAUAGUGGGGAUCAGUUAACUCAUCCAGUGCCUAUUAACAUAGCUCCUCAGUUAUCAGCACACAGUGUGGGCAAUACGACGACUCUAACAACUCUAACUAGCCUCUCUAGGGUAGAAGAGUCCUUACCAAAGAUCUUGGCCACUCAAGAAACCAAACUCGGAUAUGAGCAAGCUGGAUAUAAAGAUAUCAUUGAUCUUGGACCGAAAUACGGCCUUGUAGCUCGACAAACGCUCAAGAAAGCCAACGAAAGGGUGAUAGGAAUACUGAGGAAUGAAAGAAGCGAAUUCAUUGUGAAUAUAAUAUGGAGCGAACUUGAACACGUCAAGCCAUUGAUAUUUUAUGAAUUUAUGCACGUAAGCUUGCGAGCCAUGAGCAUAUACCAUCGGCCCUUUAAAGAUCGUGAGCUCGCAAUAAUAUUGAACAGCAUUGUGCAGGGCCUCAUUUUUAUACACGAGCGGCUUGGGAUCAGCUGCUACAACAUAGACUGUGGGAAUAUCCUACUCCAGUUGCUCUUUCGCGGAACCAUAGUUGAUGACAUCAAAAUCAAAAUUGGUAGGUACUUCGGCUUUACUGUUGUUAUUAUUAGAAAGCUAAGAUCUGCAGCGAACGUAGGAAUGGACGAAAGGUCUCUUUCAUACUAUGAACGAAAAGAUAUACAGAGUCUAGGUCUGGUAAUGACUGAGCUAAUGGAGCCAGAGACUUACAAUCUGAACCCUUUAUGCGCCAAAUUAGAGCAUCGUAAUGUUUGGAAUUCAUGUACUACAAAUUUUUUUGAUGCCACUCAAGCCGAGAGCUUGCGCACUUUGGAACAAGUGAGAGGAAGGAAUGUCUAUUCAAGAUUAUACACUAACUUUUGCAAAAAGCACCGAUUUUUAGAGCACCUAGAUAGUUCUACUGUUUUUAGCAUAUCUGCUCUAUCCGGAAUGGUAAAAGCAAUGAAAUCCUACGACCCGUAG
Messenger RNA from Verruconis gallopava, 1107 nucleotides. RefSeq lists its product as uncharacterized. The record is from RefSeq and is a predicted model, not a curated record. NCBI's taxonomy places the organism in Eukaryota, Fungi, Ascomycota, Dothideomycetes, Venturiales, Sympoventuriaceae. The transcript has a single exon. The coding region runs from base 1 to 1107 and encodes 368 amino acids.